Messenger RNA from Leguminivora glycinivorella, 3787 nucleotides. RefSeq names its product peregrin (gene Br140). The transcript is spliced from 23 exons. Gene Ontology annotation, cellular component: MOZ/MORF histone acetyltransferase complex. Gene Ontology annotation, biological process: regulation of transcription by RNA polymerase II. Gene Ontology annotation, molecular function: protein binding. Lineage: Eukaryota; Metazoa; Arthropoda; Insecta; Lepidoptera; Tortricidae. The record is from RefSeq and is a predicted model, not a curated record. The coding region runs from base 1 to 3546 and encodes 1181 amino acids.
AUGUCGGCAGUAAAAAAGGCGGCUGGCAACACUGUGUGUGGGCUACAGUAUCAUCUAGUGAACUACGAUCAUGAUAAUCCAACGCCUGCCACCCCGGCUUCUGUUAGCCACCGUAAGAAGGGCAGAUCGACGAGGGCUCCAGUGCCAACCGGUGACAUAGCCCUGCAAAGUCCUCCUAAAGAAGCCCUAACUUUUGCGGAAGCGCAGAAAGUGGUCCAGUUUGAGAUAGAUGGCAAAAUCAGCAGGAUUCCUAUAGAUCAGCCUCUGCCGAUUAUGUCGCUUGAGGAUUGGGAAAAGAACAACGCAGAGCUUGAAAAACCAGUGCCGUUUGUUGAACCUCCGCCUGAACCGCACGUUAAGUUGCCUGAGGCCAGCUUUAAGCUUAUCGAAGAUUACAAUGAAAGAGUCUGUGAUGCUCCUCCCCGCCCAAAUGCCUACAUCCGCUUCAUAGAGAAAUCCGCCGAGGAACUAGACGGUGAGGUGGAGUACGAUGUGGACGAGGAAGAUACGGCUUGGCUGGACAUCAUCAACAAGACGAGGGUCAAGCAAGGUCUGCCGCCUGUUUCGGUGGAUACUUUGGAGCUGUUGAUGGAUAGAUUGGAGAAAGAAUCCUAUUUUCAGGCGUCCCAAACCGGCCAACAAACAGCAGCGCAGGUGGAUGAAGACGCAGUCUGCUGCAUCUGCAUGGACGGUGAAUGCCAGAACACCAAUGUGAUCCUGUUCUGUGACAUGUGCAACUUGGCCGUGCACCAGGACUGUUAUGGAGUACCCUACAUACCCGAGGGCCAGUGGCUGUGCCGCCGAUGUCUGCAGUCCCCAUCACGCCUCGUCAAUUGCGUACUCUGCCCUAACACUGGAGGAGCUUUUAAACAGACAGACCAAGGCACCUGGGCCCACGUGGUUUGCGCCCUCUGGAUACCUGAAGUUCGUUUUGCGAACACCGUGUUCCUGGAACCCAUAGAUUCGAUCGAGAUGAUCCCAGCAGCCCGCUGGAAGCUGCAAUGUAUGGUGUGCAAGCAGCGAGCCUCCGGCGCUUGCAUCCAGUGCCACAAGAGCAACUGCUACUCUGCGUUCCACGUGACGUGUGCUCAACAGGCUGGGUUAUACAUGAAAAUGGAGGCGGCCGGCGCCGGGCGAGACCCCAGCCAGCCGGUGCAAGUCGCCAAGAUGGCGUACUGCGACGCGCACACGCCGGCGCACGUGCUGCAGGAGCGCAGGGCCGCCGACGCCGAGGGGGACGCCAAGCCGUCCGACCUGUCCGCCAUACGGCAGAAGGGGCGCGAGAAGAUCAAACAGGCUCGUCGAGUCCUCGCAAUGAAGCGCACCUGGGCACCAGUGGUCCUCGUGCCCACUCUACCCGCCUCGCGGGUCGCGGAAGUAGCCGCGCUCGCGCACGGGCCGCCCGCGUCGCGGGCCCAGCUCAUGAAGCGCCUCCUCGCCUACUGGACGCUGAAACGGCGGAGCAGGAAUGGAGUCCCGCUGCUGAGGAGGCUGCAGAGUGCAGCCUCACACCACGGUACCAGAGGAAUCCAAGAUGGUACGGUCAACGUGCGAGAACUCUGCAACCAACUGAAGUAUUGGCAAAGGAUACGCCAAGAUCUGGAGAGAGCUAGACUUCUAUGCGAACUGGUCCGCAAACGCGAACGCCUAAAGGCCGAGCACACUCGUGCCUGGGAACGCCUCAUCCUGCACUCGUUGCGGCCCGAGCGCGCCGUCCUGCAGAAACUGCUGCGUCUCCUGCGGCAGCGCGACCACAGCGACGUGUUCACGGAGCCCGUUGACCUGCUGGAGGUGCCUGACUACAGUACAGUAGUCAAGCACCCAAUGGAUCUCAGCACUAUGGGGAAGAAGCUCGACCGAGGCGCUUACAAAACCAUAGACGAUGUGGAAGCGGACUUCUCACUCAUGAUCGACAACUGUCUCGCUUACAACAACAAGGACACAGUUUUCUAUAAGGCCGCGAUAAAAAUGCGCUCGCAAUGCCUCCCGAUCUUCCGUCAAGCGCGGCGCGACGUCCGCGCGGCCGCCAUGUCUCAACUAGCCGGCGACGGACCCGACUCCAGUCCCGAGCGAGAGGCGCCGCGCGAGCGGGACAGGGCGAGGUCCGUCAGGAGCCGCGCGAGCAGCAGGGCCAGCAGCAGCGACACCAACACUGCCGACACGCGGAGUGAACGCGCCGUGUCGCGAGCUCGCAGCCGCACUAGCAGAGCUUCGCCCCGCAGAAGUCCUCGCCGGGAUUCUGAUGAUGACAACAAUACUCGCGAGAGCUCCCCGGCGGUGUCGAAGUCCAAAGUGAACGCCAACUGGUGGCGCGGCCGCGGGCGGGGGCGCGGGCGCGGGCGGCGCGGGCGCAGGGGCAGGGGCCGCGGCCGCAGCCAAGCGCGAGAACGCCCGCACCGAGGCAACCCAGCGGUGACAGAUACGCCGACCUCAGGCUCCGAGACUCCAGCACCGUCCAAAUCCGUCGAGCGUACACAGAAGCUGUCCACUCCGGAGAAAUCGCCGCACAAGUCGCCCAAUAAAUCUCCUGUAAAGUCUGCCAAAUCGCCGCUCAAGUCUCCCAGUUCAGGUUUAGGCCUGCUCGGUGGUUUGAGGAAGCCAACUCUACUGCUACCUCCAACGUCCGUCGCUACGCCGCCUAAAAGCUUCGGAUCCGAUGCAUCACUCCCCACUUUAUCAGCCAGCCUCGGCAGGCCGCUGGAACCCUCGCCCAAGAAGAAAGGCCGCGGACGGCCCAGAAAGUGCGAUAAGGACAAACAGGCUUCUUCACCAGACUUAUUUCGGACGGGCCUCGGCGAAGGCAAGCCGCUGGCCACGCCUGUGCCCGCCUCGUUCCUGCAGUACCGCGGGACUACUGGCGAGGCCGGCUCGGACAGCGACCUCGCGCUCUCCAGAUCCUCGUCGAACAGUUCCGUGUGGUCGUCGUGUUCAUCGUGCACACAUUACGCUUCCGACCGCUCGCGCUCCGCCAGUUCCAGCGAUGGGUCGAGUUACAACGACACGAUGGAUUCCACGCUCGAAGGCAGCGGCGCCGACCGCCGGGACCGGCGCAGGCGCACUUCGCAGUCCGACCAAAGCCGCUCUGAAGUGGACUCGCCCACUACACCUGUUAAGGGCCGCGGCACGCGCUCGUCCACGUCGAAGACGCCGGUGAAGAGCUCGCUGCAGCCCGACGCACUGCUCGAGCCGCUGCAACUCGUCUGGGCCAAGUGCAGAGGCUACCCCUGGUACCCAGCGCUAAUCAUCGACCCCAAAAUCCCAAAAGGCUUCAUCUACAACGGCGUCCCACUCCCCGUACCACCACAGGACGUUCUCAACCUCAAGAAGAACCAUUCUCACGAGCCCGUUCUUUAUUUAGUACUAUUCUUCGAUGUUAAACGCACGUGGCAAUGGCUACCACCAAAUAAAUUAGAACUACUAGGGGUUGAAAAGGGUAUAGACCAAGUUAAAUUGGUUGAGAGUCGUAAGCCAGCGGAUAGAAAAGCGGUGAAGAAGGCGUAUGGUGACGCGAUGCAGUUCAGGAAGCAGGUGGAUGGCGACAAAUGACAAAGGUUUAGGUACAGGUCGAGGAGGCCCAAUAGGAAUAGGACUUUCAGCUUCGGGAACUUCUCUAUGAUGCAUAUUAGGACGCCGGAGGAUACGAGCGAUUCCAGUGAUUAAGGUUGAUUACGUAUUUUGUAGUAUACACGGUGCUCGUGAGCAUUGCGAGAGAUUUUAACAACAUAUUCCUAAUCGCAUUUUAAGACUAAAAUGUCAAAUAUACUUUUGUAGAUUUCUCCUAGUUUCA